Messenger RNA from Megalops cyprinoides (Indo-Pacific tarpon), 1515 nucleotides. RefSeq names its product coiled-coil domain containing 157 (gene ccdc157). The transcript is spliced from 7 exons. NCBI's taxonomy places the organism in Eukaryota, Metazoa, Chordata, Actinopteri, Elopiformes, Megalopidae. Bases 1 to 1515 code for a protein of 504 amino acids. The record is from RefSeq and is a predicted model, not a curated record.
AUGCUUAUUCAGGGGAAACCGAGUGAAAUUCAAGAAGCAUCUGCGGAGAGGACUAUAAAGCAGUUAAAAGCUAACUCUAAGGUGAAGACCCGGAGCCCGUCCGCCUCCUCUGUACAGAGUGCCAGGAGCAACCUCAGCCACCGAUCCCCUUCCUCCACGUCCCACCUCAGCUCCCUAGGGGCCGGAAGCGACGCCCCUUCCAGAGCGGCCAACAUCGCCGCAGACACGCGGACUGUGAGCAGCCAGACCGUAAAUUCGUCCCUGGUGCCCUGCGACGCCUGCACCAAGGUGCAGUCCAGCCUGCGGGGGGUGAGCGACACCCUGGUGGAGCUGUGCCAGAGCCAGGGCCUGCCCUCCUCGCUGGUGUGCUUCCUGGACGCGGUGGACGGCACCCUCGGGGUGGGGCGCCUGUCGGCGACCGACCUGGCGCAGUGGGCCGAGGAGCAGACCCGGGACCUGGGGCGGGUGGGGAAGCACCUGGCGAAGAUGCGCGCCACCGUGCAGCCACUGCGGGAGAGCUUGAUUGCCCUGGAGGCGGCGCGGGACGAGCUGAGGGCCCGGCUGGAGAGGGCGGAGGAGCAGCUGGAGCGGGAGGCGGCGGAGCGCCGGGCCGACGUGCAGAAGCUGGAGCUCCGGCUGCAGGAGGCCCAGUCCCAGAGGCAGGAGGCGGUGAACAGGCAGAAGGGCGAGCAGGAGGAGCUGACGAGGAGUGUUGCGUCUCUGGAAGAGAGGAACUCCAAAUUGCAGGAGCAGCUUGGUUUGCAGCUGGAGAAUGUACGCAUAUUGGAGAGUAUAAGAGAUGGCCUAACACAGGAGCUGAAGGCCAGACAGGUGGACCAGGAUGCAUUCCGAGAGUUGGAAGAGAGGAACAAGAUGCUGGAGACACAGUUUUCUGCCAAUCAGGUCCUGCUGGACAAGGAGUGCGCCAAGUACCAGAGUGCCUGUCGGCAGCAGGAGUCGAUGCAGGUGAAGCAGAAGGCCCUGCUGGAGCAAGUGGACAUACUGGACCAGGAGUGCACUGAGCUGCAGAAACAGCUGGAAGAGGGUCAGGAGGGCAAGGAGGAGCUGCAGAAGAAGCUGGCACAAAUGUCAGAGGAGAAGAACGAGCUGAAGGCCCAACUCAAACAGCAGAAGGGCCAGAUGGCAGAGCUGCAGAAGCAGAAGCAGGGCCUGGAGAGCCGCGUGGAGGAGCUGCAGGGCAGUGUGACGCAGCUGCAGGAGGAGAUGCAGGAGCUGGUGCAGAGAGUGAGGCUGCUGGUGGCCUUCCCUGAGCUCAGCCCCGCGGGAAACGCACAACCACAGAGUACGGGGGACGUGCUGAAGGAUAUGGAGCAGCAGCUAAAGGCCAACUGUGUGCGGAUCAGGGUGCUGGAGCAGGAGAAUGCCACCUUGUGCAGCAGCCUGGGCAAGCUGAAGGAGAGAGCCCAGCUCAGGGACCUCAGGGUGAUCUCUCCUCAGCAGAUGGGGCUCCUGUCCAAACCGAGAGGCAAUGCUGGGAACCCUGGCACCAUGUAA